Triticum turgidum subsp. durum (durum wheat) is the source of this 459-nucleotide messenger RNA. NCBI's taxonomy places the organism in Eukaryota, Viridiplantae, Streptophyta, Magnoliopsida, Poales, Poaceae. The record is from the annotation of a GenBank genome assembly.
AUGUCGUCACUGAUUUCUGCCAGGUUGUUCCAAUACCUGAUGGGCGCAAACCUCAACUCUUCCAGGAUCAGAAUGACGACCCCUAUCCUAACAAGCAUCGUCCCAGGCGCGGGGCCUCUCCACUCUUCGGCCUACUUUGUCCGGCUCUACUUGCCAUUAGAGUUCCAAGCUUCCCCUCCUGUCCCUCUCCCGGAGCUGAACCUACAUCCAGAUAGGUGGCCAGGCCACUGCGUCGCCGUCAGGAGCUUCUCAGGCUACGCACGCGACCACAAUGUCGUCGAGGAAGCUGAGAAACUCGCCUUGAGCUUGAGCCGGUCACCGUGGGGGAACUCCACGAAUCACCCUAGCAAGAACGCCUACUCCAUCGCACAGUACAACAGCCCCUUCCGCAUCGUCGGCCGUGUCAACGAGGUGUGGUUCGACGUCGACUGCAGAUCUGCUGGUGUGGAGGCUUAUUAA